Messenger RNA from Psylliodes chrysocephalus, 1660 nucleotides. NCBI's taxonomy places the organism in Eukaryota, Metazoa, Arthropoda, Insecta, Coleoptera, Chrysomelidae. The record is from the annotation of a GenBank genome assembly.
UUGAUAUGGAACAAAUCAAAUUUAACAACUACAAGAGCACAUUUCCAAUGAUUUUUUAACAAUAUUUCAAGAUGUACCUGUCCAAAUUCUUCAUAUCCAAUUGCGCAAUCUUCAUCUUGUGUGUACUAGUGAGUGUUGUUACCUGUCAAAAUGAACGUACAUUCAAAAACGUUGUUAUAAAAGUGACUUCCAAGAAAACACCGCAAAAAGCGAAUAAAUUGCUGAUAAAUUCUAACAAUUUGCUUCAAGUUCUGGCUACCUAUAACACAGACAUCUAUGAUACGAUCAAAAUAGAAAACGCUAAUAUACCAGUAAUCCAUAGAGGUGCUUUUAAAGAUGUCAAUCUUUCUCAACUCAUAAUAUCGGAUACGAAUCUGCUAGAGCUCAAAGCUGGGGCAUUUGAAGGCCUUCAGAAAGUCGAAGCUUUAGUCAUAAGCGAAAAUCAGCUUCAAAUUAUCAAAAAAGACGUCUUCACGAAUUUAACCAUUCACAAACUCUACCUGGACAGCAACAAUAUUGUAUUAGUCGAAUCGGGUUCUUUUGAUGGCAUGCAGCAUUUAACGACGGUGGUGUUAAGCAUUAAUGCAAUAAAGGUGGUUAAAAAAGGAACUUUUAAGGAUUUAAACGAAUUGUUGUCUGUAAGGAUGGAUUUCAAUAAAAUCGAAACCAUCGAAGAAGGGGCUUUCCAGAAUCUUCCUAAGUUGCACAGGAUCGAUUUGGACAAUAAUAUGAUCAAAAGAGUUGAAGCUGAGUCUUUUGUACAACUUCCUCUACUGGUGGUCCUACUACUUGAAACCAACUCUUUGGAAUACGUAUCUCUGGAAAACCUAGACAGCCUGAGGGUGCUAUGGAUACACGAUAAUAAAUUGAAAUCUCUGGAUAUGGGAAUGUUGGACAGACUGAAAAGUAUUAGUAAAUUAAACGCGACUGACAACGAAAUUUCCACCUUAGAAGGUAUUGCCCAACGCGGUCUCAAUAUGGUUUAUUUGGAUUUAAGUUUUAAUAAGAUUGUUGAUGUACCCCAUGGAGUGUUUAAUGGAUCUAAAAUAGAAAAUCUGAAACUAAACAACAACAAAAUUGAAACCAUAUCGCCAACGGCUCUAAGAUCCUCCCAAAUCCAAAACCUGUACCUUCAAGAAAACCAAAUAACCAAAAUCCUGCGAGGAACAUUCUCCGACAUGGACACCGUCCAUCUUGAUUUAAAUGACAACAAGAUCGUCCAAAUUGAAGCAGAAUCCUUCGCAAAUUCCACGUUUCAGGAAAUCUAUUUGGACAGGAAUAAACUGACGUCUGUCGGUAAAGGCGUAUUCGAUAAUGUCAAAGUUUCGUUCGUGUCGAUUUUGAAAAAUGACGGAGUAAACGAGAGGGCGUUUAAUAAUGUCUCCAAUCUUUUCCAUUCCAAUGGAAAUAGAGUUGAUCAAUCAGGGAGAAAAGAUGCUGUGAUUUUAGAUAUAAAGUAACUUUAUAUUGUUUAUAGGUUAGUUUUUAAUUGUUGUGUAAGACAUUUUUAUUUAUAAAAAAUGUAAUUGUUGAAAUUGUUUGCUAUUGAUUUAAAACCUGUAACUUCAGGGCCAUCUAGCACCCAAACUGAGCAUCUACUGAAAUAAGCUUAAUUGGGCAUGUUCAAAAAUUUAAAUUUUUUUAUGAAUAAUAGAGUUGA